UCGUGGCUUCCCAGCCGCGCGAGAAGGUGAGACACCGACCAGGCCGCGCGCCGAGCCGGGGCCUCGAUUAGCAGCUCCAGCCGGGGGGCGUGACGUAGACCCCGGCUUGGCCACCCACCCUUCCCCCCCCCUCCCGCUCAGCACUUCCGGCCGGAGAUGCGACGCAGCUGCGACGAGUAGGCCGCCAGCAAAGCCGGGGACUCGAGUAUCUGCAGUAGCCGAGGAGUGUGAUCGUUUGCCGAGCCCAUCCCGCUCGCUUCUCAGCGUCUGAUCCUCACGUGCAGGCCGCAAACGAAGCCGCGGACUGGAAUAGCAGCCGUAGCUGGGGGCGGGAGGUAAAACCCGGCAUCCUCCCCCCUUCAAUUCUCCUCAGCGUUUCUUCGUUAGGCCGCAAACGAAGCCGGGGACUCGCGUAGCCCUGGCAUCCGGGGACGGUGAGCCCAAACCCGGAAAAAAUCCUUCCAUCUCGUCAUUCCUUAUCGUGGUGACUUAUUAUUAUAGAGACGACUAGGCCACAAAAGGAUGCUGAAGUAGUGUUGGCGAGUAGGCCUCGAGGGAAGCCGGGGACUCGCGUAGUUGCGCUAGCCGGGGGCGGCGACACCAGAGGCGGCCGGUCCUCCCACGCCAGUCCGGUGCUUUUGGACCUAGACGAAAACAGCGUCUCGUCACCGCGUUGCUCCAUUCCUAAAAGUGACUUAUUAUAGUGACGACUAGGCCGCAAGUGAAGCCUGGGACUCGCGUAACCGCGCUAGCCGGGGCCGGCGACACCAGAGGCGGCCUGUCCUCCCACUCCAGUCCUGUGCUUUUGGACCUAAUCGACCACAUUUUCGAGAAUAGCGUUUCCUUCUCGUCCCCGCGUUGCUCCAUUCCCAAUAGUGACUUCGUAUAGUGACGACUAGGAUGCUGAAGGAGUUGAGUAGUGUUGGCGACUAGGCCGCAAGUGGAGCCGGGGACUCGCUUAGCCGCGCUAGCCGGGGGCGGUGACAUUAAGGCGGCCUGACCUCCUACUCCAGUCCGGUGCUUUUGAGCCUAGACGACCCCAUUUUCGAGAACGGCGUUUCCAUCUCGUCUCCGCGUUGGUUCAAUCCUAAUAGUGACAUUAUAGUGACGACUAGGAUGCUGAAGGAGUUGAGUAGUGUUGGCGAGUAGGCCACAAGUGAAGCCGGGGACUCGCUUAGCCGUGCUAGCCGGGGGCGGUGACUUUAAGGCGGCCUGACCUCCUACUCCAGUCUGGUGCUUUUGGGCCUAGAGGUCCACAUUUCGGAGAAGAGCGCUUCCUCUUCGGGGACGCCUCCAUGUGGCUCCAGCAGCGGUUGAAGGGCCUCCCUGGGCUGCUGUCGAGCAGCUGGGCCCGGCGCUUGGUGGCCUUCCUGGCCUUCCUGUGUGUGGCCUACUGGUACCUCGGAGGGGCCUUGCCUGGGCUUUGGGCCUGGAGGCCGGGGCAGCCGACGGGGCCGGGCAUUUGCCUGCAGGCCGAAACCCGCCAUUGGGUUGCGAUGAAGGAGCGUGGCGAAGCCUAUCUCCUCCCGGCGGACGGCCAGACCCAUUUGCCGCCAUCUUUGGUGGGCAACGGCUACGUCGUCCUGGACGCCGGCUCGAACCGCCUCUGGCUGACUGCUCCCACGUCUGGCAACGGCCCCUCGUCCACUUCGGCGGCUCCCGUCGACGUCCAAGCUUUGGCCCGGCUCCGUUUAGUCGGCAAUGGCGUCAAGGAAGCCCAAGCCACCGCCGUCGUGUUCCGGGACGGCUCCGUCCGGUCGGUGCGCUGCUUCGCGGCCGGCGGUCAAGCCUGCGUCACCGUCCGGGAAGAGGUCCUCGCCCACCGCAGCCGGCCGCACCUGUACGUCCAGCGCUUGACCGUCGCCAACCCCACCGACCGCUGGGUCUCCUUCGAGGUGUCCGGCCUCAACGGCGCCGCUGAGGAGCAACACGCUGACCGCCGCGUCUGGGUGUCCUCCGGCCGGGCCACGUCUUUGUCCAGCUCGGCCUUCUCCUUCGCCGUGGCCUCGGCCGUGAAGGCGCUCUCUGGACGCGUCCAAGUGGGGCCCAAGGCCACCCUGGAGGAGACCGUGCUGACCGCCGUGGUGCGGGGUGCGGCCGAGGGCGGGCGGCCCGAGAAAGACGCCCUGGUCAAGCUGCGGGAGGCCGCCCGGAAGGAGCUGGACGAAGCCUUGCGCCUCCCCAUCGAGGACCUCCUGCAAGAGCACCGGCGCGCCUGGGCUGACCUCUUCGUCUCCGGCGUGGAGGUGCGGAAGGUGACGGACGCGCACACCCCAGCGGGCGACACGGUCAACCUGACGCUGUACUACGUGCUGUCCACCUCCCCGGCCCCACUGCUGGACCCCUCGUUGGGGCCCGAGGAGCGGGAGCGGAUGGAGGCGACUCUGGGCUACGCGGACCCCUGCUUCAGCGGCCAUGCCACCAUGCACGCGGGGCCACUUUGGCCAGGCCCUCUCUCCUCAGUGGGGCAGGUGCUGCAGCUGGCCGGCCUGUGGCGGCUGACCCUCCAGAAGCGGGGCUGCAAGGGCCUGGUGUCGGCCGGGGCGCACGGCCUGGUGCAGGGCAUGGUGCUCAGCUUCGGCGGGCUCCAGUUCACCGAGAACCACCUGCAGUUCCAGGCCGACCCAGACGUGCUGCGCAACAGCUACGCCUUGCGCGGGAUCCGCUACAACAAGGACCUGAUCAACCUGGUGGUGCGGCUGGACGCAGAAGGGAAGCCUGUCCUGCACGCGGCGGUCGAGGUGCAGGAGAAGCCCGUGCGGCUGUACGCCUGUGAGGGGGGCUGCGCCAACGACCCCGUGGAGCUGACCUCCCAACCGCACGGGCACACCUUCCCCGUCAUGGUCACCCGGCCCAUCACCCCGCUGCUCUACAUCUCCACCGACCUGGUGCACCUCCAGGACCUGCGCCACACGCUCCACCUCAAGGCCAUCCUGGCCCACGAGGAGCACAUGGCCCAGCAGGACCCCGGACUGCCCUUCCUCUUCUGGUUCAGCAUCGCCUCCCUCAUCACCCUCUUCCACCUCUUCCUCUUCAAGCUCAUCUACAACGAGUACUGCGGGCCCGGGGCCAAGCCGCUCUUCCGGAGCAAGGUCUAGAACCCCUUCGGUGCCCCGGAAGGAAGCGGAACUCCCCCUUCCUUUGGAAUUUAUGAACUGCAAGUCUGGGGCCAAGCAGCUCUUCCGGAGCGAGGUCUAGAACCCCUUCGGUGCCCUGGAAGGAAGCAGAAAUCUCCCUUCCUUUGGAAUUGAUGGACUGGGCCCGGGGCGAAGCCACUCUUCUGGAACCAAGUCUAGAACCACUUUCAAGCCCCAGAAGGAAGCAGAAAUCCACCUUCCUUUGGAAUUGAUGGACUGCGAGCCUGGGGUCAAGCCGCUCUUCCGGGGCAAAGUCUAGAACCCCUUCGGUGCCCCAGAAGGAAGCAGGGUCCCUUGGUUUUGGAAUUGAUGUACUGCGGGUUUGGAGCCAAACUGCACUUCCAGAGCAAAGUCUAGAACCCGUUCGCCACUCCGGAAUCAGUGCCCCUUCCUUUGAAAUUGAUGUACUGUGGGUCCGAGGCCAAGCCGCUCUUCUGGAGCAAGGUCUAGAACCCCUUCGGUGCCCCGGAAGGAAGCGGAAACCCUCCUUUCUUUGGAAUUGAUGGACUGUGGGUCCAGAGUCAACCCACUGUUCCAGAGCAAAGUCUAGCGCCCCGGAAGGAAGCAGCACCCCUUCCUAUCGAAUUGACGUACUGGACGGCCAAGCUGCCGUUCUGGAGCAAAAUCUAGAACCCAUUCAGAGCCGUGGAAGCAGCAUCCCUCCUUUAGAAUUGACGUACUGCUGGCCCGGAGCCAAGCUGCCAUUCUGGAGCAAAAUCUAGAACCCAUUCAGAGUCCUGGAAGCAGCAUCCCUCCUUUAGAAUUGACGUACUGCUGGCCCAGAACCAAGCCACCGUUCUGGAGCAAAACCUAGAACCCUUUCAGAUCCCUUCUCUUGGAAUGGGUGGCUAACUUUGGUGGAAGUACAAGACCAACCCCAAAUUGCAAUGCAUCUGUUUGGGGCUCUUUGUUCCGGAACCAAGCCUAGAACCCGUUCCGAGCCCCGGAAGCAGCAUCCUUUCCUUUGGAAUAUACGAAGUCGCUUUGGUUUCCGCCGUGAAGUGAGCGCAAAGUGAACCAGAAUCAAUCCCAAUCUGUUUCAACAUGGAUGAGAAUGUAAACAAUGGGAAGGUCAACGGUGGGCAUCCAUUGUUUGGAGGGCGAAGCAGAACGUGAUAUUAAUACAACUGUUUUCAGGUUCGAUUGCAUUGGGAAACGUAAUGUGCAUAACUACUGGAAUCCUAGGAAUGUGUGCGUCUCAUAUAUAUAUAUAUAUAUGUAUAUGUAUAUGUAUAUGUAUAUAUAUAUAUAUGAUUCAAUUUCCCUCUUGUGCCUUUUCCCCCCACUGAUUUAUAGCUUCCUCCAUUGGCAUUUGCACCACAUCAUGGCUUCCUUUUUUUGCUCUUUGGCCUCGGUUUCCAUUUUGUUGUUUCUCCCCGAGGAUUUCCUCUUGCCGUUUGAUUGUUGGGGUCCUUUUUAAAAUACCAAAGGUUUUUGGCUUUGUUUUGAUUUUUUUUUUCAUAAUUAAUGAAUAAAUAAAUUUCUGUCAAAUCGA
Molecule: messenger RNA, 4632 nt
Organism: Anolis sagrei ordinatus
Lineage: Eukaryota; Metazoa; Chordata; Lepidosauria; Squamata; Anolidae
Product: KIAA2013 ortholog
Source: RefSeq, a predicted model, not a curated record